UUACGUUUGUCCCCUCUUCCUCUGAGCAGCGCUGAGUAUUCCUCAGAGUUGACGGACAGCCGCUAACCAAACCCGGCUGGUGCAGAGCGGACUGAGCCGGGGACUGCGCACCACCUCCGCCCGCAGCGGCCCGGACGAGGGCCGGGAUGGCGUCGCUCGGCGCGGGGCUGCAUGUCGUCCGCAGGCGGGGAGCGGGCAGGAGCGCCGUGGUGGAGAGGAGGAACCUGCUCACGGUGUGCAGGUUUUCAGUGAAGACUCUGCUGGACCGCUCCUGUUUCGAGACGAUCGACGACGGAUCUCAAGAGUUCGUUAACUUUGUUUCCAUCCUGGAGCAAAUCCUCAGUCAUCGCCUCAAAGGUCAGACAACUUGGUUCGGCAAUGAGAGUCCUCGGAGUUUCUGGGAUUACUUAAAAGCCGCCUGCAGCAAAGUCCCUCAUAAUUGCAUCCGAAGCAUCGAGAGCAUGGAGAACGUGCGAUCAUCGAGAGCUAAAGGCCGGGCUUGGAUCAGAGUGGUCCUGAUGGAGAAACGAUUAUCAGAAUACAUCUCAUCUGCACUGAAGGACUUAAAAAACACAAGGAGGUUUUACGAGGACGGAGCGAUCCUGCUGGGCGAGGAGGCGGGGCUUCUGGCUGACACACUCAUCGCAAUCAACACCAUCGACUUCAGCUUCUGUCUGAAAGGAGAUAGUCUGGAUGGCAGCUGCCCCGCUGUGAUCGACUACACGCCUUACUUGAAGUUCACCCACAAUGUGGACAGCAUCAGCAGCGACGAGGAGGAGAUGAGGACGCUGGGGAGCAGCGGCAGCGAGAGGAGCACUCCCGACAAGAUGGCCACGGCUGCCUCCAUCUUCACAGAGCAGAGCAACUUGGUCAGCAAGUGCAAGCGCUUUGAGCAGAAGUACCGGAUGGUGAUUGAGCAGAAGGGUUACCUGGAAGAGCUGGUCCGGCUACGAGAAGCCCAGCUGUCUGAGGCUGUGUCUCAUAACAAAGCUCUUCAGCAGAGCCUAGCAGACACACACCUCUCCCACACACUGGAGAAAGAACAGCUUAAGUACAUCGUACUGGAACUGCAGGACCAACUGACGGUGCUGAAGAACAAUGAUUUGCAGUCCAGGCAAGAGUUGACAGCCCAUCUGACCAAUCAGUGGCCAUCUCCUGUCGCCUUGGAUACCAACGCAGUCGCCUUGGACACACUGCUGUACAGGAAGAGCAGGGGACAGUGGGAGGUGAAGGGUUUCCCGAGUCUGCAGCAGCUGUCCGCAGACAUGAGUCUCUCCCAGACGUCUCUUGAACCGUCGCACACCCCGAGUCUGGAGGGCCGGCCGGGCGGCACACAGUGGCGUCACCCAGGUAAAGAGGAAACUCUGUCUCUAAGAGGUCUGUGUGGCUCCCUGACCUCAGUCGCCAGCUACAAGUCGCUGGGCAGCCUGAGGUCCAGCGAGUGUUUGGCCAGUCCUGCAGCAGAGAUCAGCAGUCCUGGCUUCAGCCCCUCGUGAGGAACGGAGAGCUGGAUGAACAGAUCUCCACCAGGGGCCGGACAAUGCAGGGACUUUUCUAAAUGAAGAAGUUUUAUAUUGAUUUGUAGACCUUCAGUGUGUGAGUCCAGAGCUUUAACAGAUGCAAGUUGGGUUUACAAGUUGAAAAUCUUGUGUAGCAAGUUCUUUGAAUUGUGUUGAAUCUCAGAAGCAGCUCCAGGAGAUGUUCAAUUAAUGUACCGUUCAGCUAAAGAUCAAAAGAUUCCCCAAGAGAUUUUAGCAAAAUGCUAAUGGUCCCUUUCCUGCAGAUGAUUAUUAUUUCCUGUGCCAUUGCUGCUGCUGCUGCUAAAGCAUUCAUGUAUCUAGUAUUAUCUUUGAUUUACGAUGAAUGUAACCCCACUUUUGUGACAUUCCGUCAAAUAUUUGCUAUAAUGCUGUGUCGCAUUUUGUGUAAGGUGUAAGUGUUUUCUCAGCUUUUUAUUUGAUUAUGGUUAUGAUGUCAGUGUUGUGCAUAACUUGUGCAAUAUGUUUAGUUCUCAGGUGUUAAUGCGUUUGAUUAAUGUUUACCAUUCACGUCUAGGUUUACUUUAAAGUUCAGGUCAAUGAGACAAAGACUCCUGUUAUUAUUUAUGUUAUUUAUUUUAGUGCACACUGCCAUGCAUUUGUGUGACCAUCAAAGGCUGCUUGCACAAGUUUAGCCUGCAUUUCCUGUGUACCAGCAGCCAGGUCCUCAUUUUGUCAAGCUUUCAACCUUGAACAUUUUGAGUGUAUCUCCAAAUAUAAUCACAAAUGUAAGCUGGUAAAGAUCAGCAAAAAACAAUGUUUGAAUACGCUGUCACGUUUGUAAGAUGAUAGACUGUCAACUUAAAUGCAGAGGACCAAUGAUCUGCCGCCCCAACAUAAUGAGUCAUGUGGAAUUUUUAUUGAAGUAACAUUUUGUGACUCCUCCCCGUUUAUGGUUUUUUUUAAAUAGUGGAAUAGAAAAAAUAGCAAUCUCCUCAAGUAAACCAGAUUGCUUCGUCAGAUAAAAACAAAAAACGCCAAUAAAGUUCCAUCUGUUCAGACAAAACACUCUGCAAAAAAUUGCAGCUGUGAUUAACCUGUUUUGCACUUCACAAUUAUUUAAAGAUUACAAUAGUCCAACCUCUGAAAAUGAUCAAAUAUUUGGCAAUAAAGAGUUUUACACUUUGCUGUUUCAAGACAACAGUAAGGUGCAAAACAAAAUUAGUGCAUAUUUGUAAAACAGGUUUCAUUAGCAAAUCUUUUCUAAUGGGGCUAAUGGGGCUUAAUGUUGAUCUUGGAUCUGUGUUGAGUGAGGGAACCACAGUCCACUUCCUUUUCUACUUUUGUAAUAUGGAAAGUUCUUCAAAUAAUUUCUCUAUGCGCCCCACCUGCAAUACCACUGCGACCCACUAGAGGGUCACACCCUCCAGUUUGAGAAACAUUACAGUGGAGUAUUCAUCCCUGUGGAAGAACAAAAUAAAUAACUUUUUGAGGAAUUUGUUAAGCCAAAAGGUGAGAUCAUCUAUAAUAUGAAUUAUGCUGGGUGACGACUGAUACGAUUUAAGAAACUUCACGUCACCUUCCAUUACAGCACUCUAGGAAAAGCAAAAGGAAUUCAGUGCUAUUGAUGAUAACUGUUAUUAUUGCUCUCAAAACAUCUUUCUCUGCACAGACGUCUGUGUGUCCUUUUUUUCAUAGGACUUUUCAACCCAAAUAUGUUUGUUUUGUCUUGGCGAAAAGUCACUCACUUUCGGUCAAACAUUUUUUUUUAAAUGUCAUGGGGUAAAAAGCAAUACAAUAAGAAAGUAAAAAUAUAUUUGGUUAAAAAUGUAGAAAAAAAGUAAAUAAUAGGUGGUCAAAUCUGAAGAAAAGUAAAUACUAUUGGGUCGAAAGGGUCAUGGAAAAAAGGUUAAAUCUUUUGGGAUGAUAAAUGCCACGGAGACAGAGGUAAAAAUAUAUUGAGUUAAUAAAUCACAUGGAAAAUGAGUACAAAUAUUUUGGGUAAAAAAUGUAACGAAAUUAAUAUCUUUGCAUUUUGUUUUGACUAAACUCAAGUUUUAUUUUGUGAUUUUCACUUUUGUUUACUUUUUUUAACUUAAAUUUUACUUAUUGUUGUACAUGAAGUCUGUUAUAAUUAUUACAAUCCACAAUUAUUACCAGGUGUUGUAUUAUUACCAUCAAUUUAACUGUGCUUGAGGGUCCCAGCUCAUUUCCACCUGUGUUUUCCCAUUGCUAGAGUUGGACCCACAGUGUGUAUACACACCACACCUGCUAUGAAGGGAAAACCUGUUUUAUUAGUUGGUGAAGUACAAAUAUACCUUAUAUUCCCACUUUGUUCUCCAUUUACUCUAUGCUGAUAAAAGGCCGUGUAAUGUAUGGUGCACCCUUUUUAAAGGUUGAUACGCCCCAAAACUAAACACUCUUUUCAAAGUGAAUGUACCUGCCCAAAUGGCCAAUGUUUGCCAUGUGAUAGCAGCACUGAAACUGGGCUCUGACGCAAGAAUGAUGUCAAACUGGGUAUAAGAGUUGUGG
Pungitius pungitius (ninespine stickleback) is the source of this 4010-nucleotide messenger RNA. RefSeq names its product RUN domain containing 3b (gene rundc3b). The record is from RefSeq and is a predicted model, not a curated record. The coding region runs from base 147 to 1496 and encodes 449 amino acids. The transcript is spliced from 11 exons. Lineage: Eukaryota; Metazoa; Chordata; Actinopteri; Perciformes; Gasterosteidae.